GUUCACGCAGUGAGGGAGAGCAGACUCAUAAACGCAGUGGAUCAUAUGCCGACACAUCACUCCACGUUUUUACAUUGAUACACACUAGGAUAUAGUAGAACAAAGCAAUCAUCUGCAAUUCAUCUUAAUUCUGAACGUCGAUGUGCUGCUUUUCGUACUAUACUUUACAUACAAAAUGAGAAAGAUCCUAAUGAUUUUUGCAGUCAUUUUGCAUUAGAUUAAGCAGUUCUCAACAAAUCAGAAAUCCUAAAUUCAUACGGACAUAUACGAUUAAUUUUGCCACACAUCAGUUGUCAUAAACAUCUUGGGAAUGGAUGUGAACGCUGAGGACACUGCUGCUCCUGGUGCAGUGGAGGAAGAACAGCAACAGCAACAAUCAGAGCAAGAGACCAGUCAGCAACCAGAUACAGAGUCACACCUCACCGCCAACACCUCACAGCCAGUCAAGACCGAGCAACAAGAUCCACCCCCCACCACAACACCCGGAGACCCCGCCCCCUCUCAGGAUGCCCCACCCAGAGAUCACCUGACAGUCAUCCACGAGAACAUGGAAACAAGUAAUGGUGUUUGCCCUGGUCCUAUUGUAAGAUCUCCGAUCGCUGUUUCUCCUCCUCGUCAGCUGCAUGCCAAGCCCAACCUUGCACACGCAAACGGACGAGCCAGGCUGAGCAGCCGCUCCGGGUCAUUGAGUCACGCGGGGUCACCUCGACCCUCACUCACCAGACAGCCCAGCGCAGCCACUGAUGUCGGAGACGGCUCCAAACCCAACGAUUAUCUCGUAUGGGCGAUUCUGGCCUGCCUCUGCCCUGUCUGGCCCAUUAACAUCGUGGGCUUGACCUUCUCGGUCAUGUCUCGAAACAGUCUGCAGCAGGGCAAUGUGGACGGUGCACGUCGUCUUGGCCAGAAUGCAAAAAUCCUGUCCAUCGUGUCAUUGGUGGGUGGGAUAGUCAUCAUUGUUAUUACUAUCGUCAUCAACUGGGGUGUAAUCCUUAAGACCUGAUGGCCGUCACGUAAAAUUCACAGCCAACAACCAAUCCAUGAAGACCAUUUUCUUCUUCCAUGUGUCAUUCAUCUCUCUACAUCUGAAUGCUCCUGAAUGCUUUCUCAGUUGUUUUGACUCUGAAGCUGAAUGUAACAUUUAUCUUCUAUCGCUCCAGAACGAUAAAAACAACAUGGACUCUUCAGCUCUCCGAAUGCCUGGAAUCACAGUCGAAGCGGCAAGGCGUGAAUGUUUGUUUGUUUCAUUUUUUCAGGAAAAAACUCAUGGUUUGAGAUGAUGUCACCAAGGAGACCACACAUAUGAUCUCAUUUCAUUAUUCAUGCACCCCUUGAGGAUGUGAGGGAGGACAAGAAUGAGAGGGAAUUGGAGGGGAUUUGGUUCUCGACAAAGAUUAGAAGUAUUUUUAAUGCACAAGCUGAUUUUAGCAUCCCUGUUCAAAAGUAUGAAUCCAUGAAGAAAGCUCAGAUUAAAAUGUAAUCGAUUAUAUAAAACAGCAGAUGGCUUCCGAGUUGGCAUCCAUCCACAGAUGAGUCCAGUUACCUUAAGAGCUGCUCUAGACACACUUUCAUCUAGGCUUUCUUUUUUCCUCUGAUGAAAAGAUGAGCUGCACCCAGCGUUUAAACAUAGGCUCUUCGUUUUGGAUCAGACAUGAUGAUUUUGUCUCAAAGGAUUGAAAUGAUGUGGAAAAAACAGUACAGGAGCCUCUCUUUAUCACUCACGAUGUACAGAUAUUAAGAUGAGUUCAUCACACAUAAACAAGAAGAAUCCUACAGAUAGAGAAGGAGGGAGAGGUGAGGAGAAAGUGGGAGGGAUCGAGACCUAGCCGCAGUCUUUUGUUUCACACAGAUGGAGGGAUGGAGAGAGAAGGAUACGGGAGGAGAGGAGGGGGGCAGAUGAAAAGAUACCCCAGAGAUUUAGGGAAUGCAGUAGUGUGGAGAGGGAUCAGAGCUGCCUCUGAUUGGCUGCUUGCGUGUGUGUGUGAGUGUGAGAAGCCAAUAUCGUAACGCUCACCAACAUGCUCUCCCCUCUUCCUCACAGCUAUGCUCGGCCGGAUCCUUCAAGGCAAACAGAAAGCAGACCAUUCAUUUAGUAUUGUGUUUUAGCAGUAUGAAGCAAAUCGAUGAUACAAACAGUCAUGUUUUCAUACCGUAAUGUUUACUGUAGAAUCAGACUGGAGCGCUAGGACGUUUCGACCAUGGCAAAUCAUUUUACACUGCUACAAACUGUUUGUUUGGUGGAAUGAUUUGUGUUGCUCAACAGAAUGAUACCUGAAUCCUUCCAGGUCAGGCCACACCGAUUGUGCCAAAAUUUGAGACUCCAGCUCUGGAGGGCAUGUUUGUGACUGAAACAGGAAAUGAGAGCGUGGAUGCAUUUUUAAGAUGGCAUGCACUUGGUAUUAAAAUUCUGUCCCAUACUGAUAAGUCAUUUAUUGUUUUCUUGUUAUCUCUGACCGCCGACAAAUAGCUGAUAUUAAAAAUGUAUACUAUUUUGUCUAUAAAAAGAAUAAAACACUAAAAAUAUAAUUUAAUAUCAACCAAACAGUAUCCAAUAUUGCCAGACGGAUAGAUUUACAUGCUACAGACUGAUAAUUAAACAUAAAAAAGAAAAGGAAAUGAGCAAGCACAAUUAUAUAUCCAAUAUCAACAACAACAAAAAAUGUUUUAUUUGCUUGACCGAUAUACUUUAUUCCAAUCAACUGAUACAUGUAUGUAAAACUACAGAAAUAUCACUCAAAUAAAUAAAUUGAUAAAUUGAUGUGUAAAAAUAGAGGAAAUUACUGUAGCAUGCACAAUUAAAUGGCCAAAUAUCCAGAUUUAUGUUGAUGCCAAACUAAGUUUAACAGGUCAGGAUCUUAUUGUAAUCUUAUCCCUACAUGCAGAGUUCUUUUAUAGAUAAAAUUACAAUUCCCUCAUUUCCAUGGCUUCAGGUCUCCUGCAUGCAGAAUAUGACUCAUUGUUUUUUUGAUGUUUACAGCUUUUUGUUGGCGAUGGGGGCAUUCGUUAUCUCUCUGAAAUCGAGUAUUCUUAUUUUUUUACAAGGCAAAACCUUUGCUGUGUAGCACUUUGUAAAUGUUCUGUAUCUAGUGCAACAUAUUCAGUACCACAAACAGUAUGAAUGUGGAUAAGCAUGCUGACUCAGGUUGGGUGCUGAUGACAGGGUGAAAGGCCCACAUUUUUGGGCCUUACUUUGGCUUUGGCUUGCAUGAACGGAUGGGGCUACAAUCGUCUUUUUGAUACAUUUCAGUUUGCGACUGCUCUACAUCCCCACCACUCAAAUAUAAAUGAGCGUAGCAUGCACAUUAAAUCCAACCAUGUGCAGUCAGUGAAUGCCAGCUUGACUUUUUUUCUCCUGAAUUGUUCUGCUUGGCUAUAUUUAUAUUUAACCUGCCAACAAAUUCAUGCUUGUAUAUACAUAUGUAUUUAUAUUUGUGGCCUGUACAUAUUUGUACCGCUUCCAUUCAUGUCUGCUAAUCUGAAUCUCUUCGAUGGACAUGAAUCGUGUUCGUAAUGCAAAUCUUGACUGUUAACACUGCAGUGCUUUCACACAUUUUCUCACUCUUGAGUAUUUUUAUUGGUAUGUAAUUUGAAAUCGGCUGUCUUAGCGUAUAUUUAGUCUGCGGCCGUUUGUUUUGUAUGCCGUUUGUGCUUUGCUGAAAUGUUGACCUUCCAAGCACGAAUACAGCUCGCCUUUGCUGCACAGAGCAAUUCUAUCAAGAAAUGUUUCAAAGACGCCAGUCGAGUCAAUUCUGUGGGUCACAAGUUCUACCUGCUGUUCAACGUAUCUAUGUAUUGAUGUGAAGGAAAAUAAUAAUGUUUUUGUGUUUAUUAAACAUUCCCUUGCAAAUUCAACUAUAUUUUGGUGAAAGCACCUGUGCUAGUCAAGACUUGACUCUGUGACAUGAAAUGAUUUGAGAGGCAUUAUGAUAACUCUUGUUGCUAAUAUAAUCCUGAUUCCAUGCAGAUCUGCCUGUGCAUGCCUUAAUGAAUUGCUAUGGAACAAUAUGUGAUAGAUCUUGAGGUAUUGAUCCUCCUUCUGCUCUGUACCGACACUGAUUAUGCAUCCUUGAGUCCAGUGAAUAAACUGUCUCUCAUUAAUUAUGCCA
Molecule: messenger RNA, 4103 nt
Organism: Carassius auratus (goldfish)
Lineage: Eukaryota; Metazoa; Chordata; Actinopteri; Cypriniformes; Cyprinidae
Product: tumor suppressor candidate 5 homolog
Exons: 5
Coding region: 311-1000 (229 amino acids)
Cellular component (GO): membrane
Source: RefSeq, a predicted model, not a curated record